Vanessa atalanta (red admiral) is the source of this 2551-nucleotide messenger RNA. RefSeq names its product zinc finger protein 774 (gene jim). NCBI's taxonomy places the organism in Eukaryota, Metazoa, Arthropoda, Insecta, Lepidoptera, Nymphalidae. Bases 102 to 2036 code for a protein of 644 amino acids. The transcript has 3 exons. The record is from RefSeq and is a predicted model, not a curated record.
UUAUAUUUGAGUUUUUUUCGUUUCCAAUGAAACUAUAACAUACUCGAAGAAACAGUAGACCGACAGACGGAUAGAAGUAAAGAGAACGAAGCAGAAGUAAGAUGGCGCUUGCAUCUUCUGUGAGCCUGUACUACUCAAUCGUGCAGCGGGCGGCGAGGCACUACCUAGAAGAUUAUUGUCACACAGAUACGACAGCGCCUUAUGUGCUAUAUAAGGAUGGAGUGGAACGCGCUCCGCCUGGUACGCAAUGGGGUGGCGCUGUUUUGGACGGAGGCUAUCAAGCCAUGCAACAUCAGAGCCCUGGUGGACCCUCACCGCAGCCCGAGCCACAACUCGCCUCUCCAGCCCCUUCACCCUAUCCUCCCGCACCACCGCCUCCAGAUCAAUCGGCGGAUGAGGCAGCUCAGCAACUUGCCCAGCAACAAGCUCAACAACAAGCCCAACAACAGGCUCAGCAACAACAAACAUCACCAGAUCAUUUGCAAGUCGAUCAACAGCUGCAAAAUCAACCACAACCUACGGCGCAGGAUCAUCUCGACAGAACUCCUUGCUUCGUUCCACAGCCGGACUUACAACAACAAUACGCCACGCCCUACUUCAAAGAAACGAGGCCGACUAGUCACAUGCUUGGCACCGGUGGAUUCCCGUUGCAUUACUUAAAACAAAAUGGCGGAGUUCUUUCACUAGAGGGUCCGCUGGAUCAGUAUGCAACGCCAGACUUACGACAUUUACCAGACAUCGUACAACCGGAGCCACCCAAGCCUCGGAAACACAAUCCGAACUCUGAACUUCGUCUAUUCAAGUGCCUGACCUGCGGCAAAGACUUCAAGCAAAAAUCAACAUUGCUACAGCACGAGCGGAUCCACACGGACUCGAGGCCUUACGGAUGCCCGGAGUGCGGCAAGCGGUUUCGUCAGCAGUCCCACCUGACGCAGCACCUGCGCAUCCACGCGAACGAGAAACCGUACGCGUGUGUGUACUGCCCGCGCUCGUUCCGGCAGCGCGCCAUCCUCAACCAGCACCUGCGCAUCCAUUCCGGUGAGAAGCCAUAUACGUGCGGCGAGUGCGGCAAACAUUUCCGCCAGAAGGCCAUCCUGAACCAGCACGUCCGCACACACCAAGACGUUUCACCGCACCUAAUCUUCAAGAACGGGACGACGCCGACGUUGUGGCCCCAAGAUGUACCGUUCCCUCCUGAUGAGAACAAGGAGGAAGUGCAGUCGACCUAUGGAGACACGGAUGGGCAGAAUGGUGAACAACGAGGAUCUUGCUUCUCGCCAGGUGAUACGGCACAAUACCCCGCUUACUUCAAAGAUACUAAGGGCCUUAACCAUGCCGUCUUCGGUUCCAGUCUUUCACUUCAAUAUCUAAAAGGUGGGAAACUGCCGGACGUGUUAGGUGGUCGAGCGAUGCCUCUUUAUGUGCGCUGUCCAAUUUGCCAAAAGGAAUUCAAACAAAAAUCAACGUUGCUUCAACAUGGCUGCAUUCAUAUAGAAUCACGGCCAUACCCGUGUCCGGAGUGUGGUAAGCGUUUCCGUCAGCAGUCACAUCUAACGCAACAUCUGCGCAUUCACACAAAUGAAAAACCUUAUGGGUGUGUAUAUUGUCCCCGAUUUUUCCGGCAACGGACAAUACUGAAUCAGCAUCUCCGCAUACAUACAGGAGAGAAGCCGUACAAAUGUACACAGUGUGGAAAAGAUUUCAGGCAAAAGGCGAUACUCGAUCAACACACACGCACCCACCAGGGCGAUCGACCAUUCUGUUGCCCGAUGCCAAAUUGCCGGCGACGGUUCGCUACGGAACCGGAAGUCAAAAAACACAUCGAUAACCACAUGAACCCGCAUGCGGCGAAGGCGCGACGGGCCGAUGCUAAGACUCCGAGGCCGCUGCCGCCCGCGGCGGCUGUCGUGAAACCGGAGUUGUACUUCCCGCAGUGCUACGCGCCGCCGUUCCAGCAGUUCCCUGCGACGAGCGCGACCGAGUUCAAGCCGGCCGUAGGUCCGGGCUCGGCCGUGGCGUGCCUGCCCGCGCAGUGACCCGCGCCGCCGCGGUGGCCGCCCGCGCCCCCGCCGCCGCACACGCCGCACGCGCCGCACACUCCGCACCACGACCUCUACAUCGCCGAUCGCCUCUACAACUAGGAGAGCCGGCCUCGACCGGCGGCACGUGACGUGCGUUCCGUUCGGUUGCGGAAACUUAAGUAUACGACUCGCCUGUGCGAGCUUAUGAGAUUGAAAUGUAAUCGUUAUCGGAUCGCUGUAAAACACGCUUCGAUCUGUAAAUAACCGAUAUCUUUAUACUCUGUCGAAGGUCUGUCGCGAAUGUACAGUUAAAGAGUAUGCACACCAUUAAUAGUGUUACCGUUCAAAAAAGCGAGUAUAGAUAGCAUUUUUGCCCCGUAAUAUUAAGUUACCACGUAAGAGUUAGGUUUCUCGGUGAUUCUUCUGUCGAUACGGUCGAAACGUCCGUCAAUAUCUAAGCGGAUCGAACCAGAGAUUAGAUUUAAAAAGUCUUCGUUGAAAUAUAAAGAAAUAAGAUUUGCUCUUUUACC